GCGGAUAAUUGCUGUACAUUCUUUGUAACACUUUCCUUCCGCCGAAAGUUCUGACUGUUUUAUAAUAGGCCUAAUUUUCGUGCUACUUUUCGUACGUUCGACACUUCGAGUUGUGGAGAUAUGUAAUGCUCACAAACUGUUCGAAUUUUUCUGGUCGGUUGCCUGCAGUUGGUUUGUUGGGUUUGUAUACAAACAGUUUUACAAAAUUUGUUAAUUGGGGAAGCUUUAUUCAGCUGUCAACCGGCUCAGCUGAUCUAGUAAACAAACCGCUGGCAUCAUCUGUUUUGGCAGUUUUUGCCGCUAUAAACAACACAAGAAAAUACCGGUAAACUUCUUUUACAAAAUCAGUAUCUAAAUCUGUGAUGUUUAGUGAGCUUUGUGUGUGUGAUCGAUAAACAUAUUAGAGACAGUUGUCGCUACGGCUAAUUCUACUUGUGUGCUGCCUUGAAGAAGAUGACGGACUUUUGUGAACUUACGCUGCACCGCAAAGGGUUUUAUGGUGUCGACUUUAGCAAGGAUUUCGACCGCAUCAAGUGCGUUGUGUUUGAUAUGGAGGGACUGUGGAUGGAAGAGCUGCCCGUGCCAACGCUGAUCAAGCGCCAGAAAGAACGAAACCCAACCAUGGACUGUACGGAGGCACUGAUCGAUCAGACCCUUCUUGAGGCCGGUUGCAGUGGCAUCUACAGCGCAACCAUUGCCGAAGCGGGUGUCCACUUUACCGCAAAAUACUAUCUGGAAAAUUACCCAAUCACGUUUCAGUUCUUUCUCGUGCCCGCACGGGCGCAAGAAAUUUCCUGUCACUACAUCAAACCGCUGUGGCGGACGGUGCUUUUGCAGUACGCACAAAUACGAGCCCUCGCGGAAGAGCUGAAACGCAAGGAUGUAGAAAUUGCCCAGUACCAGGCGGAAGGGGCUCGGCUAAACAGGACCAGCGUCCAGACGGUCCCGUUCGAUGAGCAAACGUUCCGGCACGAGUUUCCCAUGAAGCUGCCCAAACAGUCCAUCCGAAUAGAGAACCUUUUGGAAAGUAGCGUUCAUCGUGGUAGGCUGAUGAAAACGCUGGACAUUGAAGAGACCGGUAUGGAUGGUUCGGCAAAGAGCAAGGCUAGACUGUCGAUUCCUACCACACAGUCGAGCAGUUCACCUUCGAGGCGGAGGAAGAAACGUGCGAGAAUUUUAGCGCCCACCGACCUUACCAAACAAAACAUUGAGUACGACAACGAAGAGGAUGAUUCGUAGGAGCAGCAGCACAGAACAUUCGCUAGGAAUGAUUGAUCGAAAUGCAUUACCCGGGCGCUCGGGUCGAAUUUCUCGCGUUUGGGUGGAUAUUCGAUAUCGAACGAUUUGUAAGUCAGUAGCAAAUCUUAUCAAGCACUAUAUUGUUUAAACUAGUACUAAUCUUACCCCACACUGUCUGGCUUAUAUAAGAUGCACAGUGCGUGUUCACCCAAUUCAGGCCAACUACGAUUUUGUAUGUGUUUUGGAGCUAAAACACCAGUUAUUUCUUUAUAAAGUGUCCCCAAUUUAAUGCCUGUUAUUAGUUAUAAAUGUUAAAAAUCACAUUUAUACUAAAUGAAUAGAAGAAAGAGAAUAGAAGGGAGAUGAAUGAAUAGAAGGUAGAAGAAAACCAUUAUAGGCUUUUUAUAGCUGUAGAAGAAGGACUGGCAAUUAGAAGAGAAGUCCGUGAAGAUGAAAAUAUUUUCAACAUUUCAGAUGACCGGAAUUGACUGACAUGUACUGCUUAUUUGUGUUAUCUUUGUAUGAUUAUUUCAAUUUCAUUUUAAGACUUUUUUUAGCAAAAUGUUCAUAUUUAAGACUCGUUCUAAAUACUAGUGAACAAUAUUGUGUCCCAUUAAUCAGUCACGUGUAAUCGAUAAUCGAUAAUAAUCGAGUCAUAACAAGUUCUGGAAGCUUUAGUCUACUCAAUCUGUAGAAGUUUAUCUAAGGGAGUUUUUCCAUUAACAAAAAAUGACCAAAAUACUUAAAUUUUAAAUACAAAAAAUCUAAACAAUGUUUUUUGGCAGCUAUUUGAAUGAUUUAAGUUAAAAACUAGCUCUAUUCAAAAACAUUAUUUUUUUAUCUUAAUUUUUCCCCCUUAACCGUUCCCCGCUGUACUCUUGUUUAAUUCAGGAUGAAAAAUUAAUUCAUUUUUGAAUUUUUUUUUUUUCACUAACAAAUCAGUAAAUUUUUCAUAUGAAUAUAAUAAUUAUUUUUUAGUCGAUACAGGGUUUGCACGAUUUAUUGGUAGGUUCCCAUCAAAUUUUGGUGGGUUCCCAUAUUUCUUCUCCGGCCGUUUCCCGGAAUUUUUUGGUCCAAUUGUAUUGAUAUCCAAUCGGAAAAUACCAAUAAGUUAUGGGAAGGAACCAAAAAUCUAUG
Anopheles merus is the source of this 2376-nucleotide messenger RNA. RefSeq lists its product as uncharacterized. The transcript has a single exon. The record is from RefSeq and is a predicted model, not a curated record. Gene Ontology annotation, cellular component: DNA ligase IV complex; nucleus. Gene Ontology annotation, molecular function: DNA end binding. Gene Ontology annotation, biological process: double-strand break repair via nonhomologous end joining. NCBI's taxonomy places the organism in Eukaryota, Metazoa, Arthropoda, Insecta, Diptera, Culicidae. Bases 454 to 1239 code for a protein of 261 amino acids.